Molecule: messenger RNA, 1552 nt
Organism: Haliotis rufescens (red abalone)
Lineage: Eukaryota; Metazoa; Mollusca; Gastropoda; Lepetellida; Haliotidae
Product: serine proteinase stubble-like
Exons: 8
Coding region: 20-1513 (497 amino acids)
Biological process (GO): proteolysis
Molecular function (GO): serine-type endopeptidase activity
Source: RefSeq, a predicted model, not a curated record
GGUUCUGAACAUCUUCAUCAUGAGGUCGUUGCUGGUGCUGUGUUUGCUGGUCUUCCUGACUGUUGCCCUCGUGGGUGGACGUCGUCGGGAUCGCAGAUGGAAUGGUCGGCAGAGCUACGGCAACCGAGGAAGUCGAUACGGCAGAUUUAGGAGACCAAACAGAGGCUACCGUCAGUCCUACAACUCCCACAACCACCACAACCAUCACAACCACCACGACCACCACGACCACCACUACCAACCUGCUGAUCAUCCUACACUACAUCCCGUUACCUUCCCAUCAGAUCUCUACAACCAGCUUCCAGAAAACAUUCUCGGCAACGCUCUGUGCUUCAUGCUAGACACCAGAGUUCACGCCCGAAUUGAAGCUUUAAAAGCCAUAUAUAGAACCUAUCCAGAGAAGAAAGCUGUCCAAAUCGUCAUCAAUAUGAACCAGAUGAUGCACUCCAACAUACAGGAAGGUCUCAGUGGUUUACGCGAUGAAGCGCUCACUGCCAUGUCCCCUGCUGGAAAAGAGAAGUUAUGCAAUCUGCUACAAAACAUGCCUAACAGCUACAACGCCUGCGGCUUCCAAAACCUCAUCAGCGUCUUGGCCGACGAGUGCACACCUCAAGUCUCCCAGACCCCCGUGCAAUCAACACCCACGAUAGCUGCACCAACUACAGCGAGGGCAACUACAGCUGCACAAACUACAGCGACAUCAACUACCACUACAACUACAACCACUACAACCACUACAACCACUACUCCCACACUAAACUGCAACGAUAUAAGUACGAUCCGACGAGUUGCCAUAACAACAAGAAUUGUUGGAGGCUUCGCAGCACAGCAGGGUGCCUUCGACUCCUACGCCUCCCUCAACAUCGGAGGCAGCUCUAACCCCGUGUGUGGAGCUACGAUCAUCGACUCCUGCACUAUUCUGACAGCUGCACACUGUGUUAAUGACCAGACCGCUGAUCAAAUCAAAGUCAAUGUUGGCGACCACACAACCAUAGCAUCAACCACGCAGCUCAACGUCAACAGCGUCACGGUCCAUGAGAACUACAACACUCAAACUACAGCCAAUGAUGUAGCGAUCCUGAAGGUCGAUCCCAUUGACUUCAACGCCAUCCCCAACACCGCUCCAGCCUGCCUCGCCACCGCCGACUUCGCUCUGACCGGACAAGACUGCACUGCAGUCGGAGUUGGAACCACUAGCUUUGGUGGUCAGCAACCAGAUAAUUUCCUCCUGCAACAAGUGUCUGUUCCAACUCAGGACGGCAACACCUGCGCCAAUGACAACAGCAUCCUCGUCCAGAUGACCGACCCCAACAACCAGAUCUGUGCUGGUCAAGCGGGCAGAGAUUCCUGCCAGGGUGAUUCUGGUGGUCCUCUGUACUGUCAGCAGAACGGUCAACAAGUUCUGACCGGUGUGGUGUCCUACGGUGUUAACUGCGGUCAAGCCGGCUUUCCAGGUGUCUACGCCAAGGUAUCCAGCUAUGCUGACUGGAUUGCUGCUCGUUCUGGCUGUUAAACUUUGGACGCUGUAUAUGAUAAAUACUUACAAAAUUAA